This is a messenger RNA of Setaria italica (foxtail millet), 2742 nucleotides long. Its product is annotated as cysteine-rich receptor-like protein kinase 25. NCBI's taxonomy places the organism in Eukaryota, Viridiplantae, Streptophyta, Magnoliopsida, Poales, Poaceae. The record is from RefSeq and is a predicted model, not a curated record. The transcript is spliced from 10 exons. Gene Ontology annotation, biological process: protein phosphorylation. Bases 1 to 2511 code for a protein of 836 amino acids. Gene Ontology annotation, molecular function: ATP binding; protein kinase activity.
AUGCGCAUCCAGUCCCUCCUCGUCUUCCUUACGGCCGUGCUCCUCUCGUCAUCGACGCCAACAGCCGGCAAUGACGACGACGGCGUGACGGCGGAGGUGAACUUGCUAUGCUACAGCUGCCGAGGGGAUUGUGGCCGUGUUGGCGGGAGGAUUCUCGGGCCCAGGUGUAACCUGCGGUACGAGAAAGAACUGAUCUUCAGGGAGAACUAUGGCACACUCCAAAUUGAUUUGCCCAAAGGUAAAAUAUUGAGCACAGUGGCUAUCGCAUUAAUUACUGGGUCCAUUGUUUUCAUUCUCUGCCUAGUUCUGACUGGAGGUGUCAUACAAAGAAUAAGAGGUGGCAAGCUACAGAGAGAACUAGGUGACUGGCACAACGAAGUCACACGAACAAUUGUGUCCAGGUUUUCACUUUGUCAAUCCCCCAUAUUUAGAGUUACCAAAGCCAAUUUCCAAGAAGAUAACAGACUUGGACACGGCUCUUUUAGUCUUGUUUCCCGACCCACCCUCCUCCUGGUCAUCGUCACGGCGCUGCCCCUCUCAACCACGGCAGUAGCAUCUGAAUGCGACAGGCUCGAGGAAAUGACGACGAGGGUGAACCCGCUGUACUACGACUGCGGCUGUUCGAAGUACAAUCGCAGCGACAGCUACCACAACGACCUCGGGAUUCUUGCCGGCAAGCUCAGGUCAAAUAUCAGCGCUUCGGACAGCAACUUCUUCGCCUUCGCCAAUGUCGGCUCAGUUUACGGCUUCGUGCUUUGCCGCGGGGACUACAAGGGCCCCCAGUGCGCCAACAGCCUCAACCAGACCAUCCAGGACGCCGUCUUAAAUCCAUUCAUCUGCCCAUUCUACAAGGACGUCACCAUCUACUCCGACCAGCACAUGCUCAGCUUCUCCGGCGACCAGUACCUGAUCUACAAGGACGACAGGCCAGCAUGGGUCGCCUCCAACAUGAACUACGUGAAGAACGGCACCGCCACUAGUGAUGGCGUGUCUUACGGCGAACGCGUCGAGGAGCUGCUCAACGGGACCGCCGACUACGCGGCGUUCAACUCGUCGGACCUGUACGCGACGGGGGAGUCCUGGUUCGGAGAAGGAGGGGUGAGCAUGGUGUACGGGCUGGUGCAGUGUAGGCCUGACCUCAAGAGGGAGCUUUGCCGUCAGUGCCUCGCCGAGCUCAUCUCGAGUAUACCCAAGCAGUUUACUACUAAUAGUGGAGAUCACCGUGUGGGCGGGAGGAUUCUUGGCGUUCGAUGUAACCUGCGGUUUGAGAAAGAUCUCUUCUUCAAGGAGACCAACGAAACCAGCAAGCUCCACAUGCCUAAAAGUCGACUAAGCAAAGUGAAUAUCACAUUAAUUACCAUUGCUGGGUUCGUUAUUUUAGUUCUUUGCCUAAACCUGAUUGGAGGGAUCAUACAAAGAAUAAGAGAUCGCAAAUUACAGAGAGAGUUAGGUGACUGGCACAAUGAAGUCACACGAGAAAUUGACUCGAGGUUUUCACUUUACCAUUUCCCCGUAGUAAGAGAUGCAACAGGAAAUUUCUCCGAAGAAAAUAAACUUGGGCGUGGCUCUUUUGGUUUUGUUUACCGAGGCAUAUUACCCGAUGGAGUUGAGAUUGCUGUUAAAAGGCUUGACGCAUCUUCUUGGCAAGGUUCGAGUGAGUUUCUAAAUGAAAUCAAGCUUAUUGUCAAGCUUCAACACGCCAAUCUGGUUAGACUUCUUGGUUGCUGUCUUCAGCACAGUGAAAUGAUACUUGUCUAUGAAUACAUGCCAAACAGAAGCUUGGACUAUGUCUUCUCAGAUCCUGCAAGCAGGGACUCACUAAAUUGGUCAAAUCGUCUGCGUGUAAUUGACGGGAUAGCACAAGGACUUGUUUAUCUUCAUAAUUUUUCAGAGCCACAAAAAUUUAUUAUUCACAGAGACAUGAAGCUAAGCAACAUUCUCUUGGACAGUGAAAUGAAUCCCAAAAUUUCAGACUUUGGGAUCGCAAGGAUAUAUGAUUUAGGACCAGUGGAACCUGAACCGACAGAUGUAGUAGGAACACGUGGUUACAUGGCACCUGAGUACAUGCGGGAGCGGAUGUUAUCUGUAAAAUAUGAUGUUUUUAGCUUUGGUGUUUUGCUUCUUGAGAUCAUAAGUGGCAGGAGGGUGAAUGCCGCAGUAUUCACUGAAUAUGGAAGAUCAGAUCAUCUGCUGACUCAUGCUUGGUAUAUUUGGCACUAUGAGAGGUACAAUCAGCUUGUGGACCCUUCUUUGCGUGGAGUAUAUCAAAUGCUGGAACUAAGGAGGCGCAUUCAGAUUGCUCUGCUUUGCGUCCAAGAAAAUCCAGACCAUCGGCCUCAUAUGCGGGAGGUGACCACCAUGCUGAGCAACAACGAUGUGAGCCUGCCUGUCCCUCAACCUCCAGCCUACUUCAACGUGCAGCUUGGGGAUGCCGAAGCAUCAGCAUCAAACAACAGCACGGUGUUUUACACCACACGGUCCCAGCAAGGCGCAAUAGAAUUAUUCAGAUGAACUACAUGGAUUCGAGUGUAUUUGCUUGCCUUCGAAAAGCUAAAUAAGAUCUGCCCGAUCCAUGCACAUCGAGGCAAUUGUGAGAAGGCGAAUACUUUUUUUUCCCCCCAAACGCUCGGCGAGAGACUUGCCUAGUAUUUUAUUAGAAGAGGACAACAGCAACGUGCAUAUCAGCAUACUAAUCAUGUGGUCUUUUCAUGUCUUGGUCUGUUCAGUUAAUUAUUGUGCUUU